Messenger RNA from Rhagoletis zephyria (snowberry fruit fly), 3675 nucleotides. Lineage: Eukaryota; Metazoa; Arthropoda; Insecta; Diptera; Tephritidae. The record is from RefSeq and is a predicted model, not a curated record.
AUGAAUAGUGAAAGCAACGAAGAGAAUGGCCCUAUGGAGCAGCAAGCGAGUAGUAGUGCUAAUGGUGAUCAAGCAGGUCAACCCUCCACCACCAUACCCGCCACCACUAUCAGCAGAGAGUCAACAGCAAGAGAAUUAACACCCGAAGAACUACGUCGUAAGCGUCUGGCCCGACUGGGAGGCACAUUCAGCAGCCGCAGCGGCGGAGAAGGCAUCAAUGCCAACACUUCAACGCCACCAGCCGCUCCAAGUGCUCCGCCACUAAAUUCAAAGGUGCCUAACCACAGCAGGCUUCUGCUCGACUCUUCCAAUACUACCAGCAGCAGCAACAGCAGCACAUCACUCGAAAAGUCGCAAGAACUACUGAAUCCCCUGACUAGCCCGGUGAUGGCCAAGUCGGAUGAAAAUGACAAAAGUGAAUCAUACUUUGCCAGCAAGUCUAUUGUCAAGGAAAGUACAGCUUUUGUGAGCAAAAUGGACGUGGACAAUCUCAACUCAACUGACUCUCCCAACGAUUCGGGCAUUGAGAACAUGGAGGUAGAACUAAAUAUUGAUGAAAAGCGAGAAAGUCUCAAGCGUCAACGUGAUAGCUCAAGUUCGUUUGAAGUCAAACCCGACACCAAAUUGAAUGAGCCUGAAAGUGCACAGUCAUUGUCUUUAGAAGUUUUUACUUUGAUUUCAAAGAUAUUUGCUGUCAACUUUAAAGUCAAUGGAACUUCUUUCUCGGGAGGUGCAAAUGCCAGCAUAGUUUUUCCUGCUGAGCACUUUGAUCCUGCCGAUGACUACAAGAACACUGUUCAGUUCAUCAUCAUGAACGUGGUCGGCAAGCUGCAAGACUACUCGUCUGACUACGACACCUGCCAGCAGCGCUUUAAUGACCACAAACCGAGCAACUUCAGCUCUAUAGUCAACAAUCAGUUGUCAACGUUUGCCAUCCAUCCAAUUGACGAGGACAAUGGAGGAACAUUUCUUUCUUAUCGCGACCGAUCUGUCCUUGCAUUUUCGUACCUUCUUGACUCGUACAAUCGAAUCUUCACUGAAGAACGCCGUACGCCUGAGAAGUGGUGCGAAAAGACUACGUUUGCAGAGCUAAUCAGCUCCAUUCGAAACAGCUGCAUCAGUUUCGGCAUUUUGGUGCUUCAAAGUUCACUGAAGGAUGAAAAGCUCAACAAGUUCAUUCUUCGACUGAUGUACAGCUGCAGCCUACCUUGUGGCUUCAUGUCAGGCCUAAUCGCAAUGACAUAUCAACACAUGCAAAAGGAGGAAUUUCGCAAAAUUUUCGAGCCUCUUCUUCAACUACUCUGGCUGGACAUGCAGACGUAUUGCUCGCUGAUUCACGAAAAUAUGGUUAAAGUGCCGCUGCUGGCUUUGCUUGAACUGUGCAAUGUUGCUGUGGGAAAGAAUAACUUUCCCAUUGGAGAACUGGUUACCCAACUUGACUCUUGGAUUCCCGAGCCAAUGACGGACUCGGCGGGUAGAGAAUUCUCUAAAAUCUGCUUUAUGGCGCCCUUUCUGCGUGUGUCUCUCUUUGCAGAGGACGAUACUAAAAUCGUCGACACCUACUUUCCGACCAAGCACGGAAGUGACAUAGUCAAGCAGACGACUUCAAACUUGCAGACUAUGAUGGACCACAUUCGAACGCCACUCUAUGAGCUCUUCUUGUUGCUACUGAAGAACAAGCGAAGUCGGGAGCGAACUUUGCAGUUUUUCGACGAGGCGCUGAUGCGUAAUAAAAACCGAGCUCAGCUGCAGUCAGACGAAAGAGUCCUGGCAGGAGAUGGCUUCUUCUUCAAUCUCACCAGUGUCCUCCAGCAGCUGUCUGCUGACAUCAAACGAGAGAAGAUUGAUCCCUACUACCCCUACAACUCACAGAAUGCACUGGCUGUCAAAAAGGACGACAGUCGCAUCAAGUUCAACUCCACCGAAGCCAACAGCUGGCUGGAGGGACUGACCACGGGGCAGACUGAUUUCAAGUGGGAGGAGGCCUCCUUCUCCACCCAGUGCUUCUUCCAGACGAUGGUCGCCCACCACCUGAGUGUCAUUCCCUGCCAGCGAAAGUACGUUCGUCGACUGCGAGUGAUUCGAGAGCUGAAUCGCUUCAUCGAAACUCAGUCCCCGCCGGCUGGUUCUGCCGAGUUGCAACCGCCACAGAGCAGCAGCAUUCAGACUCGAGUUCGCAAGUGCAAAGAGCAGAUGCUAAAGUACCACAAGGCAAAGCUGUGUGCCGAGGCUGGCCUGCUGGAUGAGCGCUUUCUCGGUCGCUGCAUAACCUACUACAAUCAGUUUAUCAACUUUCUCUUCAAAGUCAUCAACUGCGACUCACCGGUUGCGAUCGACCUUCCGCUCACGGAGCAAAUCCCUCCCAUUUUCGCCAGCUAUCCGGAAUGGUACAUCGAAGACAUUGCGGACUUUUACCUCUUUGUCAUUCAGUACUGUCCUCAGGUGCUGGAGUCGCCGACUUCCUCGUAUGAUCGUCUAAGCAUGAGCAAUCUGAUCGCUUUUAUCAUCACCGUCAUCUGCUCACCAAACUACAUCAGCAACCCCUACCUGACCGCCAAGUUCAUUGAGAUGGUCUUCCUCUCCAGUCCCAUUGUGAACAACCACAUGAAGAUGUUUCACGCAAAUGUCAUCAGCCACCCGCUGGCGGAGAACCACCUCGUCCGGGCGCUGAUGCGCUUCUACACUGAAAUCGAGACCACUGGGGCGGCCAGCGAGUUCUACGACAAGUUCACAAUUCGCUACCACAUCAGUAUUAUCUUCAAGUCCUUCUGGACGAACACGAUGCAGCAGUACGCCAUCGUCAAUGAGUCCGAAAAUGGAAAGAACUUUGUCAAGUUCAUCAACAUGCUGAUGAAUGACACCACCUUUCUGCUGGACGAAGCGCUGGUGUCGCUGAAGCGAAUUCACGAGGUCAACGAGGAGCGGAACGACAAGGUCAAGUGGAACAGCCAGACGAGGGAGCAGCAGCUGAACCGAGAUCGACAGCUGCAGCAUGACGAACGACAGGCGCGAUCCUACCUGACGCUGGCCGUGGAGACCGUCGACAUGAUGCACUACCUGACGAACACUGUGCAAAAGCCAUUCUUACGAGUGGAACUAGCUGAUCGACUGGCUGCUAUGCUCAACUUUAACUUGCAGCAGCUGUGCGGAAAGAAAUGUAAAACACUAAAGGUUCCUGACCCCCAAAAGUACGGCUGGGACCCGAAGUAUCUGCUCGACAAGAUUACCGACAUUUACCUGCACUUGAAGUCCAAGGAGUUUUAUCAGGCUAUUGCCAAUGAUGAACGCUCGUACAGCAAAGAGCUUUUCGACAAUGCCGUUGAAAAGAUGAACAAAAUCAACAUCAAGGCUCAGUACAAAAUUGAGUCCUUUCUCGACAUUGUCACUGAGGUGGAAGAAAUUCUCGCAGUGAAGCGUCAAGAGGAGCUUGAUUUCAGCGACGCACCCGAUCAAUACAAAGAUCCGCUGAUGGACACACUAAUGGAAGAUCCGGUCAUUUUGCCCAGUGGAGCAGUCAUGGAUCGCACUGUGAUUAUUCGUCACCUGCUUAACAACUCGACGGAUCCCUUCAACCGACAACCGCUGAAAGAGGAUCAACUCAUACCAGACGAUUCACUUCGCGAAGAGAUCCGCAAGUGGAAGCAGUCCAAGCUCACAAAUAAGAACACCAAAUGA